AGCGAGCAGGAAGUGGUUGCCCAGCGGCCGGAUGUUCUGGGAGAAGACAGGCCCAACAAAGGAAAACCAGUGAGUAGCCUGGGUUUGAAUCUUCUCAUAUCACGAAAUUACAAACAUCACCUGUUGUYCGUUGUAGGGUGAAGGAGUUUGGAUUGCAUGUGAGGACAGGUGUCAGCUGAGCCAGCCAUGGCAAACAGUGCAGAGGAUGUUGAAAACAACAUGGUCGGUAUGAAAGACCGACAAAAGUCCAGUCCAGCCCCAGAACCCAUCCAGCAACAACAGGAGUCUACCGGGACCAGAAUGCGGUCCAGGGGAGGCUCAGGGCCUGGAGGAGGAGAUGGUGGAGGUGGUGGAGGGGGCACUGGGAGCAGCCCAGAGCAGAACGGGCAGCCCCCCACCCCUCGUCCUCCUCUAGUGCUGGAGAACGAGGAGGAYGAGGACGAGGAGAUGACCCUUAAAUAUGGAGCUAAGCACGUCAUCAUGCUCUUUGUUCCUGUGACGCUCUGCAUGGUGGUGGUUGUGGCCACCAUCAAGUCUGUCAGUUUCUACACCCAGAAGGAUGGACAGAGACUGAUCUACACACCAUUCCCUGAAGAAACGGACACAGUUGCUCAGAGAGCCGUCAACUCUAUCCUGAACGCCACCAUCAUGAUUACUGUCAUCAUUGUUAUGACUCUGGUGCUUGUGCUUUUAUACAAGUAUCGCUGCUACAAGGUGAUCCAAGGCUGGCUCUUCCUCUCCUCCCUUCUCUUGCUUUUUUUCUUUUCCUACAUCUACCUCAAAGAGGUUUUCAAAACCUAUAAUAUGGCCAUGGACUACUUCACCCUGGCAGUAAUAAUUUGGAACUUUGGAGUGGUAGGAAUGAUGUGUAUCCACUGGAAGGGCCCUCUGCGGCUUCAACAGGCCUACCUCAUCAUGAUCAGUGCCCUGAUGGCUCUUGUUUUCAUCAAGUACCUCCCAGAGUGGACCGCCUGGCUAAUAUUAGCAGUCAUAUCUGUCUAUGAUCUGUUGGCCGUGCUCUGUCCUAAAGGGCCUCUGAGGAUCCUGGUUGAGACGGCCCAGGAGAGAAAUGAACCCAUCUUUCCAGCUCUGAUCUACUCUUCUACGAUGGUGUGGCUUGUGAACAUGGCCGACACUGACAGGCCAAAGAGCAACUCAGCAGAAGCAGGUUCAGCCCAACCGGACUCACAAGAAGCAGCCAUGGCAUCUCCAGAACCUUCCAGUCCAUCACAGGAUAAUGGUGGCUUCUCGUCCUCCUGGGUCAGACAGCAGCAGCACCAGCUGGGCCCRCUUCAGUCCACUGAAGAGACCAGACGAGAGGUCCAACAAAUGCCCUCUGCCCGUCCCCCUGUGGAAGACGAUGAUGAAGAGAGGGGUGUGAAGCUGGGCCUCGGAGACUUCAUCUUCUACAGCAUGCUGGUGGGCAAGGCCUCGGCCACAGUGGGAGGGGACUGGAACACCACGCUGGCCUGCUUCGUGGCCAUCCUCAUCGGCUUAUGUCUCACCCUCCUCCUCCUCGCCAUCUUCAAAAAGGCUCUGCCCGCUCUGCCCAUCUCCAUUUUCUUUGGCCUGGUCUUUUACUUCGCCACAGGUUAUUUGGUCCGGCCCUUUAUGGACGAGCUGGCGCUGCACCAGUUCUACAUUUAGCAGGACCUUCCCUGACUAACAACAUGAAAACAUUCAGAUGUAAAGGUCCUGUGGUGGUCCCUGCUGGCCCCACAUCCACACCUCCCCUCUGCCGGGACACGAGCUGCUUUGUUUCUGGCACAAAGAGAACAGCUGUUCUGAAACAUUUUUAUUUGACUUUGAAACUAAGAAGUGACAUUUGUCACUCAGAGGAACGUUUGUUGGACUGCAGCGGACUCAGACACAAUCCAGACUGAGUGACAACGAUUCAACACAAAUGUUGUAACAGGUUGUGUGUUGUUUGCUUCAUCAUCAUCCUGCUUCACAUCCACACACGUUCUAACCAGCUGAGGCUUUAUGUUAGGGUUGGCACAUAUUUCAACCAUCUGUCAGCUUUUUUUUAAAGAACAGCUUCAACUUUAGUUUAWACAUUCUGUUUGAAAAUAUUUGAUUUGUAAAUAAAUGUACAAUUCAAACUGAACCCUUAAAAUGUAAAACAGUU
This is a messenger RNA of Austrofundulus limnaeus, 2128 nucleotides long. It is a transcript of the gene psen1, whose product is annotated as presenilin 1. Lineage: Eukaryota; Metazoa; Chordata; Actinopteri; Cyprinodontiformes; Rivulidae. The record is from RefSeq and is a predicted model, not a curated record. Bases 187 to 1647 code for a protein of 486 amino acids. Gene Ontology annotation, biological process: calcium ion homeostasis; amyloid-beta formation; protein processing. Gene Ontology annotation, cellular component: membrane; gamma-secretase complex. Gene Ontology annotation, molecular function: aspartic endopeptidase activity, intramembrane cleaving. The transcript has 11 exons.